This is a messenger RNA of Corythoichthys intestinalis (scribbled pipefish), 3176 nucleotides long. It is a transcript of the gene meis1a, whose product is annotated as Meis homeobox 1 a. The record is from RefSeq and is a predicted model, not a curated record. Bases 290 to 1267 code for a protein of 325 amino acids. Lineage: Eukaryota; Metazoa; Chordata; Actinopteri; Syngnathiformes; Syngnathidae. The transcript is spliced from 13 exons. Gene Ontology annotation, biological process: eye development; animal organ morphogenesis; positive regulation of cell population proliferation. Gene Ontology annotation, molecular function: RNA polymerase II cis-regulatory region sequence-specific DNA binding; DNA-binding transcription activator activity, RNA polymerase II-specific.
UUAUGAAGCUUCAAAAGCAUGCGUUUUGUGACACAUGACAACCUGCCACUUUACAUAAUCUUGGGUGUCAGUCAAAGGAGCCCUGGUUACGUGACCUCCAAUGACUGAAGAGGUCACACGGGGGUCGGAGGUCACACUUUUGUCUGCGUGAUUAGAAGGGGAGGAGCUCGUUGACCUCCGUCAAGGCUGACUGAUAACCACUGUCUUUGAACACGCCACCUUGCCUUCAUCCUCUUCCUCAUCUUCAGUAUCAUCUUCGGCAUCUCCAUCUUCCUGCUGCACAACUUUGAUGGAGCAAAAGCAUGAAGAUGUGGUCCCAUUCUACCACCACUUGCCACCCCACCAAUAUCAUCCUCAUUUCGUAGCCCCGCACCCACCUUAUGACCAUCCCGAAGGAAACGAGGGCGUCUCAAAGGAGCAAGACGCUAUUUACGGCCACGCCCUGUUCCCGCUGCUGGCGUUGCUGCUUGGAAAGUGCGAGCUAGCUACGUGGACGCCGGAGAGGGGGGGCCGCGAAGGGACCGCCGGGGACAUCUGUUCCUCGCUCUCCUUCGACGACGACAUAAGCGCUUUUGCCAAGCAGGUGAAAACAUUGCAGAAGUUGUUUUCGUGUCAUCCGGAGCUUGAUCAUCUGAUGAUCCAGUCCAUCCAAGUUCUGCGUUUCCACCUCUUGGAGCUAGAGAAGGUUCACGAGUUGUGCGACAACUUCUGUGCUCGUUACGUCAGCUGCCUGAAAGGGAAGAUGCCGAUUGAUCUGGUGAUUGAGAAGGAGAAUGACAACUCUGAGCAGCACCACCAUGAAGACCAUGACAAUCUGGCAUGGACUAACGACCAUCACGCGAUGAUGCCUGAGGACACUCCGCCACUGCAGUUUCAAAGUGGUGACAAUGACAGCGACGGAGUUGAUGAUGUGGGAAGGAGUGUUGCGUCUCUUGGCACGGCCGACGCCAAAGUGAGCUGCUAUCUGGAGAAAGAACAACAUGACCACAAGAAGCGAGGCAUCUUCCCCAAAGCGUCCACCAACAUCCUAAGGGCGUGGAUCUUCCAGCACCUGGCGCAUCCGUAUCCUUGUGAGGAAGAGAAGAAACAACUAUCCCGUGAGACCGGCCUGUCCAUCCUGCAGGUCAACAACUGGUUCAUCAAUGCCAGACGGCGAAUCGUUCAGCCAAUCAUCGAUCAAAAUAACCGGGCUUGCUAUAUUGGAUCAAAUGGACCUGAUGGUCGACCAAUAGGACGACUUGCUAUGGAAACGCACACACACAUGUAACAGUCAGACUACCUGGUUUUGUGUGUGAGUAUUCCAGGGCUGGUGAUUGGUGUUACCAUGGUGAUGGAAGACCAGUGGCACUGCAUGAAGCCAUCAGUAAGAGCCAUCCUAUGGACUACAAAUACGGAGGGCACCAGACUACCACUUUUCGGACUACAAAAAUGUAGGCCUGGCAGCAACAUGAUAAACGAUAAUCUGAUAUCUCUACAUCCAGUACAGUGGUGAUUUAGUCUGAAAGGAGUUGAUUUUGUCCCGUGACCCCGCUCAUAACUCAAAACAUUUGUAUCUCAAAUCUAGUGCUGCAACGAUUAAUCGAUCAACUCGAGUAAUUUGAUAAGAAAAAAGAUUGGGAUUAAAUUUUGCUGCUUUGAGUAUUUGUUUAAUUAAAGUGGUGUUAUAAUUGUUUGUUUUGAAAGGAUUUUCAUUUAGUUUUCUUGAUUUGGGUAGAAGCUCUGCCUUCUAGUGGCAACAGUGAAUAUGACAUAAUGCAUUUCACAUGGCUGAAUCCAGCUUCUCCCUGUUAAGACCAACAUAAGGUAAGUUUUUGUUUGAGCAAAAUUUUUUUAAUGCAUUCGUAGUUUAGUUUAUAGGUAUAUUUAGCCAUUUUUUGUGGGAAUAUGUAUUUAAACAUUUGUUAAGAGCAUUGUAAAAAAAAAAAAAAAGUUAGCAUUCUAUAGCAUUUAAGCUUGAUAUGUAAGUUAGCCAAUUGUUCUUUUGUUGUACUUAGAUCCUCAUUUAUUUAUUUUUUUAUACCAUUUGAGGCUCAGUUCAGAUAUUUUAAUUUUUAUGUUCCUUAUCCGAUUACUCGAUUAUUCGAACCAACUAGUUCAUCGAUUAAUAGACUACUAAAAUAAUCAAUAGCUGCAGCCCUACUUAAAUCGUCUUACCCCAUUGAAAUGGAUGAAAAUGCCCACAGUAGAAAAAACUAAAAUAUUUUUUUUAAUUUACUGGUUGCUACUGACGGCGAUAGGCACCCAAAUGCAUUUUGAUUGUACUAAAUUUAUAGAAAAACCAGAAGAAAUUCAUCCUGGGAAAAUUACUCACGGUUUAAGGUAAAGUAAAAGAAAAUAAACAGAAAAAAAGAGUCACCACCAAACUAAUUUACUCAGAAAAACUUGUUUUGUUUUGUUUUGUUUUUUUGGUGUGAAUGCAAUACGCUACUCAUGAUGAUGAUUUUUAUGACUACAGAAAGUUAGCUGUCCAUUCAUUUAAAAAAUAUAUAUAUAUCUUCGGGCAUGUAAUUCUUCUAAACUUUAGGAGGAAAAAAUUGAUUUUAUUUCAAGUUGGGAUGGUUAGUGAUUUGUGGGGACUAGGGUGUCGUCUGAUUAAAAAAAGAUGAUGACAAACACAAACAAGUAACCACGUCCCUGAGCAGAGACUGACAGACUUCCCUUGGGGCUUCAUGAGAGGUUUUUAAAUGAAAAACCACUUGGAAAUGCAAAAACAAAAUUUGACACUUGACAAGAAGUAAACAUGACAAACUGUACAAAAAGAUUAUUUGAUUACUUGUUUUGCUGCUGCUCAAGUCUGGUGAAUGGAAGCGCACUCUUAACCCUUUAUAGGGGACUCAUUUACUGUAGCUUAUUGGCUGCCAAUGACUACAGUAGACGUCAAAUCCAUUUUGACUGGGAGGGUCUGGUAGCAAAUGAUCGCUGCUAGUGAAGUCCAUCACCAUCAAUGGCACUGGAACGUGAUCAUUCACUCCUAGCCUUCCCAGUCAAAAUGAAUUGUAUGUCUAAUGUUGCCAGUUUCAGUUUAUGAGUUAAUAAUAUGGCAGGAGUCUUUUUUUUCUUCUUUAAUCCUAGCAACGUGUGCAUCUGUCCUGAGCAUCCAAGUAGGGCUGCAGCUAUCGAUUAUUUGAGCAUUCGAUUAAUCCAUCAACUAGUUAGUUCGAAUAAUCGAGUAAUCA